Molecule: messenger RNA, 1584 nt
Organism: Sceloporus undulatus (fence lizard)
Lineage: Eukaryota; Metazoa; Chordata; Lepidosauria; Squamata; Phrynosomatidae
Product: QRFP-like peptide receptor
Exons: 2
Coding region: 214-1479 (421 amino acids)
Biological process (GO): G protein-coupled receptor signaling pathway
Cellular component (GO): membrane
Molecular function (GO): G protein-coupled receptor activity
Source: RefSeq, a predicted model, not a curated record
GGGAAAGUCAGAUUUCUUCUGAAGCAAAGAGAUGCGUUGAGCCAGGCAUUCGGACAGCUUGGAGCAACUUCCCUGCUUUGAUGGAAUCUAAACUCACAAGACUUAUCUGGAGCCUUGCUGUGGGACAAAAGACUCCCCUAGCUAUCUGUUAGCACUCUGGGUACCAAUUCCAGUUUCAUUUGGCCUCCUUCAUGCGUCAGAGAAGAAGGCGCAAUGAACAGCUCCUCCGGUCUCAUGGGGAUGGAGAGCCUGCUGGAGCCGUGGAAACCAGAGAACAUCUCCUCUGUGGUGGGACAAGUCAACAAGAGUCAAGAACUGGGCCGGGAGGAACUGGAGAAACUUCUCUUUCUGUUCGACAAGGAGCCAGUCACCAUCAGCCUCACCAUCAUGUACUUGGCCUCCUUUUUGGUGGGCUUUGUUGGCAACAUCAUGUCACUCAGGAUGCUCACCCAGAAGCGCAACAGCCAGAUGCCUCGACUGAGCGCCACCAGGAGCCUCCUGAUCAACCUGGCCAUCUGUGACCUGAUGGUGGUCUGCAUCUGUAUGCCCAUCACCGCAGGCAACUUGGUCUACAAGGCCUGGGUCUAUGGGGACUUUCUGUGCAGGACUGUGCCAUUUAUCCAGGCGGUGUCUGUCUCAGCCAGUGUCCUCAGCCUCACAGUGAUCAGCUUGAACCGGUAUUACAGCGUGCACAACCCACUCAAUGCCAGGUCUUUCUUCACCCGUCGGAAGAUCUGGAGCACCAUUCUGGUGGUCUGGGUCAUCUCCUCAGGGAUCUGCAUGCCCCUUAUAUUUAUGAACAAAAUGGAUGAGAUCGGAGUAGUCCCAGGUCUUCUGCUGGCCUUCCCCAUCUGCAGGGAAGUCUGGCCUCAGGAGCGGGUCAAGCAAGCCUACAGCUUCCUCCUCUUCUGCAUCCUCUACUGCCUGCCAGUAUUGUUCAACAUGGUCAUCUGCUGCCUGACUGUCCAUAGGCUCUGGAGUCCCACCAGACCCUUGAAGGACUGCACCACUUUGAACCAGACAUUGCCACCUUCCAGGUUGAAGAUUCGCAAGAAGGUAGCCCAGAUGGUGGUGGCUUUGGUCCUGCUCUUUGCCAUCUCCUGGCUGCCCAUUUAUAUGAUGGACAUCUGGAUUGAGUUCAACAGCCCCAAGUCCUUGCAGGAGGUGGCUCCAUCGCCUUGGGUCCUGGAGCUCCGACCGUUUGCUCAGUGGCUCAGCCUCACCAACUCCAGCCUCAAUCCCAUCUGCUAUUGCUUUGUUGGCAACCUCUAUAGAUCAGCCAAGGAAAUGAAGAGCAGGUACCAGAGGAAGAUGGUCUCCCUUCUCAGCUACUCUCUCUCAGAAAAGAGCUUGCCUUCCUCUGUUCCCGAAGUGGUCUCCUACAAGGGUUCAACAGAUUCCUCUACCAAAAGGUCUGAUCCUGUCAUGGCAAUAGGAAAGAGGUGCCAGAAGAACUAUAGUCCAAGAAGCCAAGUGUAAAAUAACUCAGUAGCCUUACUGAGUCUCCCUCCUUUCCUCAAACCAGUGGUCUAAUGGUAAGGCCUUCCAAGGAGUAUGAUAGUCUCCAGUGACACACCUCCAAAG